AUGAGGGGUUGGAGAAGCGUUUCUCUUUCUUCUUCUUCUUCUCCCUUUGUUCUUCUUCAACAACUGGAAUUGGGUAACCACAAAUCUGCCUAUUUUCAUCCCUUCUUGUUGUUGAAUUCUUUUUCUAAUGAAGCAUUAUCCCACCGCUGUUUCUCCCAUUAUCCUCCUGUUUAUACUCUCAGCAUCAUGCUUAAUUGUUUUUGCCGCUUGCAUCGUGUGGAUUUUGAGUUUUCUGUAUUUGGGAAAAUGUUGAAGCUGGGUCUUCACCCAAGUAUUGUAACAUUCUCCACUUUGAUCAAUGGACUCUGCAUUGUAGGUGAAGUAGCUCAAGCUGUGAGGUUGUUUGAUGACAUGGUUAGAGAAGGAUACAAGCCUAAUUUAAUCGCGUAUAAUACCAUAGUAAACGGUCUUUGUAAAAUAAGUAGCACUAAUGGUGCUAUUGGAUUUGCUAAAGGGGCUGGAGAAGCGCUUCUCUUUCUUCUUCUUCAACACUCGGAAUUUGGUAACCACAAAUCUGCCUGUUCUUUUCCCUUCUUGUUGUUGAAUUCUUUUGCUGUUUUAAAUAAGGAAAGGGCUCUCUUUUAUUUCCACAACUCUCAUUUCUCCACUACCCAUUGCAAGAAAUCCCAGUAUGUGUUUCAUAAAAUUGAUGAUGCCUUAAACAAGUUUGAUCAGAUGGUCGAUAUGCAUCCACGUCCUUCUGUUGUGGAAUUUAGUCGAUUAGUAGGGGCCAUUGUUAGAAUGAAGCAUUACCCUACUGCCGUUUCUCUCAUUAGACAAAUGGAAUUACUAGGAAUUCAUCCUAAUGUAUAUACUCUCAACAUCUCGCUUAAUUGUUUUUGCUGCAUGCAUCGAAUGGAUUCCGCGUUUUCUGUUGCAGGGGAAAUGUUGAAGUUAGGUCUUCAGCCAACUAUCGUAACAUUCUCCACUUUGAUCAAUGGACUCUGCAUUGCAGGUGAAGUAGCUCAAGCUGUGGGGUUGUUUGAUGACAUGGUAAGGGAAGGAUAUAAGCCUAAUUUAAUCACUUAUAAUACCAUAGUGAAUGGUCUUUGUAAAAUAAGUGACACUAAUGGGGCUAUUAGAAUGCUAAAGAUUACGGAAGAGAGACGUUGUGCACCUCAUAUUGUAACGUACAACACCAUCAUUGACAGCCUUUGUAAAGACAAGCAUGCAACUGAGGCUUUGAAGCUUUUCUCGGAAAUGUGAGGUAAAGGCAUUCCACCAACUGUUGUCACUUAUACUUCCUUAAUACAUUCAAUGUGUACUUCAUGUCAGUGGAAGGAGGUUACAAGAUUAUUGAAUGAAAUGGUGGCCAACAAUUGCAAACCAAAUGUCAUCACAUAUAACAUUUUGGUUGAUGCGCUUUGUAAAGAGGGUAGGGCUUUUGAAGCUCAAGAUAUUGUUGAAGGAAUGAUUCAAAAAGGUGUUGAGCCUGAUAUAGUUACAUAUAAUUCAUUGAUGGAUGGAUACUGUUUGCAAGGUGAAAUGGAUGAGGCUAGAAAACUUCUGAAUUUUCUGGUUAGUAGUGGUUGUGCUCCGAAUGCUGUUACCUACAACAUUGUGAUCAAUGGAUAUUGUAAAGCUAGAAGGAUAAAUGAGGCAGUGGAAGUUUUUCGUGAAAUGACUCAAAAUGGAUCAAUCCUUGACUCUGUUACUUACAAAACUCUUAUUAGUGGCAUGUCAUUGAUAGGGACACUUUUGGCUGCACAAGUACUUUUCAAAGAGAGUGCUCAUGGCGUGGUACCAAACAUGUUGACUUACUCUGCCUUGCUAGAUGGCUUAUGCAAGCAUGGUCAUAUUAAUGAUGCAUUGGGACUUUUUCAUGUAAUGCAGAACAGUGGAUUGUAACCUGACAUUGUCCACUAUAGUAUCUUAAUUGCUGGCUUGUGUCAAGUUGGGCAACUUAAAGUUGCAAGAAAAUUAUUUUGUGCACUCACAGUCAAGGGAUUACACCCUAAUGUCUACACUUACAAUAUAAUGAUCAAAUGGCUUUGUAAGGAAGGGCUACCAAAUGAAGCACAUGAGUUGCUCAGGAAAAUGGAGGUGGAUGGUUGCAUGCCUAAUAGUUGCUCUUAUAAUACAAUGAUCAAAGGAUUUCUUGAAAACAAUGAUGUAUCUAGGGCAGCAGAAAUUCUACAUGAAAUGGUUCACAAAGGAUUUUCUGCAGAUGUGUCCACAGCAGCCAUGGUAGUGGAUCUAUUGAUUAGUGAUUCAACUGGUGAAUCUUUUUGUGCACUAGUUCAGAAAUCGUGAAGGCUAUCAAAAUGUUAAUAUGAGUUAUUUCUUCUCAGCCAACAUCAGUGCAAUAAAUGCAAAUAAGUUUUAUAACCUGUAAGCUGUGACCGAUUCUAAUCCUUUUAAAUUGAGGAAGAAGGCAGAAUUUUACUCAUUGAUUAUGCAUUGUGCAGCCUGCAGGUACUCUAUUAAAUUGAGGAAGAAGGCUGAUUUGGCAUUAUGCAGUCUGCAGUGGAGCUGUACAUCUCUGUCCGAAGCAGGUAUUAUGGCUCUUGCUGUAAGUGUUUUGUUAUAUCAUCUGCAAAGAAUGCAAUGCAAGCAUGAAAGACAUAAAGCCAGAUUUGAGAUAUUUGAAUCUGCGAGUGUUUGUUAUGCAUCUGGAUAAUUCACCAAGUUAAUUCUACUAUAGCCUUCUUGAGGCUCAAAUCAAAAGUCUUUUCUUGCAAA
Theobroma cacao (cacao) is the source of this 2682-nucleotide messenger RNA. The record is from RefSeq and is a predicted model, not a curated record. Lineage: Eukaryota; Viridiplantae; Streptophyta; Magnoliopsida; Malvales; Malvaceae.